AACUGAACUGAUCGUCGUCAUCGUCAUGCAUCGGUUUGCGUCCAAGAAGAGAAGGCAGCUGAACAACUUGUUUUGAGCGCGUUUCGGAGAGCGACCCACUGGAGAGAGAUCCAGCUGGUGCCGAGGCUAGAUGUCGUAAUACCCAAUCAGUAGCCUCGCCGCUUUUGUUUUUAUCGUGCUUUGUAUUCACGUACUGCAUGGCUAAGUUUGCCUUUCAUGCGGCCUCACAGGAUAAACUUAAUGCUGAUGAUUCAACCGGACCGGGCUAACCGACAACAAAAGACCAAACCCAAAACAAUGGAAACCUGAUACGGGGAACCCUUAGAACAUAUCGCCCUUCUCAAUGUUGCCACACAUGGACUGCCGAAUCACCCACCAACUUGGCUAAGCAAAUCAAAUUGAAUGGAUUACAAGAGCAGUUCGCUAAUCAAAUUUUAAAAUGUUCGCAGAGUCGCCACUCCAAAGCCAAGUCACACCUAGAUAUGCCCGACUUAUAGAUCCGUAAGAUAGGCAACCUGGCACCCAGCCUGUACUCCACAGAAUGCUAGCAGACACAAUGACCAGUGAGCCAGCGCUUAGUUGCUAUGAGCCCCAGAGCUUGCAAACGCCAGGAGACGACGUGGACUCGCUCUCCUCGCUGUCGGAUAACCUGUCGAUUUGGAUCGACGGCGAGGAGCACUGGAUAUCCGGCGUGGACGCCAGCACCACCUGCGCAGAUCUUAUCUGCGCGUUAAUCAGCUAUCAAACAGUCCAGACAGACAAACAGAUGUUUCGGCAGGAAGGGCUCGCACUGCGCACGCAGCAGGAGUUCGCCAUUGUACAGAAACAGCAGCACUACGAGGAGUAUUUGGACGGCAAUGCCAGGCUCUUUGAUGUUAUCACCAGCCGUCACGCUUUGCCCAGGGAGGAAUGCCAGCUCCAGCUUCGCCAUUUGGCCUCUUCGGCUCGCAAGCACACCCCAACAACGGACGCGGACAGUGGAAUGGGCAGUCCAGUGGACAGUUCGCGGAGCAUGCGCUUUCGGCGGAGGGGAAAGCACAAGGUACUGCCCUCCGCCAAAACCACUGACAACAGCCACACCAAGCAGCCAAAGAGAAGCCGGAAACUGCAGCAGAGGAACUACCACAUGACUCCGAACGAGAGUCUGCUGAACAUUAUCCUGGCCCAGGACGAGACCAUACUCCAGCAGAUGUCAAUGUUGCACGAGAAAGAUCGCCAGAUUCUAAAAAUCGAGGUGGAAAAGCACCGAGUGCGGGAACGAGAGCUGGGUAAAAACUAUCUGCUCGAGACGUACCUGAAGGACUUGGAUGAGCCCCAGGAAAACAGUCCAGACCCAGAAGAAUUUGAAGAUGGGAUAGUGAGGUUACACGAGGAUGGUAAUGAUGGAAUUAGGACAGAUAAGGACUGCAAAACGUCAAACGACGGUGACACCGUCAAGGACGAAACCCGACUGUAUUGGAUGGAGAAGAUCCACACGGUAAACAAACAACUGCAGCGAGAGGAGGAGCUGCUGCUCAGCCUGCACGUUAAGGUGCGCAGACACCAGGUGAAGCGGGCGUACCAGACAAAGAGCGAGGUGCUACUGCAAAUUGAUAGACUCGACACUGAGUUGGCGGCUCAGGUGGAGGAUAUUCACCGAGUGGAACGGAAACUUUUCACGGCCAAUGAGCAGCUAAAAGCCAAGUUGGGAGUACUUGAGUGUUUGGGUCGCGAAUUCGAGACAACGGUAACUGGGAGCGGCAGAGGAGCGGCUACUGCCGUUGACUGCGAAGAAACUGCAGGAGGGGAUCCGUGCCAACCUCCCAAGCACCAAGCAGAUGAACUCUGUGACUCUGGGCCGCCAAUACUUGGGCGUUUUAGAGACCAACACAACCGCCGCGUGACGCAACAAGGAUUGACGGAAAGUAACUUGAAGGCUCGGCAAAUGUCCAACAAGGGAUUAUCGAAGCAAAUGUUCAUAGUGAGCGGCUCAGCAAAUCCUGCUACCGCAACCAGUGUACCUAAAGAUGAAUUCGGUCUCAAAAAGGCAUUCGCGGUCGUUUCGGAAAUGGACCUCCAACACUUAGGCACCCUGGUUUAAAUUGAGCGAGACCGCUUCAACUGCUGCAUGAAACCCGCAUUGGGCUGAAUGCACGGCCUCCAGGACUUGACCAGAUUGUACGCAUCCUCGUAGCACAUGUCCCGCCGCUGCAUCAAAUAGCCGAUAACCACGGAGGCGGAUCUCGAGAC
Messenger RNA from Drosophila gunungcola (fruit fly), 2229 nucleotides. RefSeq names its product ras association domain-containing protein 10. The transcript has 6 exons. The record is from RefSeq and is a predicted model, not a curated record. NCBI's taxonomy places the organism in Eukaryota, Metazoa, Arthropoda, Insecta, Diptera, Drosophilidae. Bases 542 to 2080 code for a protein of 512 amino acids.